CUGCAAGAGGGAGGAUGAAGAUGUUUGUGCAAUUAGCUACACUGCUGUUUCUGCGUCAGGCAUAUUCUCUGGUUCCAGUGAUGCAAGUUCAGCUUGGUGAACCUGCAACUUUUCUAUGCGCUAUGCCAAAGUUUAAGUUCACCCAACAAGUCGUUUACUGGUACAAGCAGAGUCCAGGGGAUACUUUGAGACAAAUUGUUAAACUGACUGUAAAGCAACAAAAAAUAACAACUUCUACAUUUGGAACACAGUUUUCUGACUUAAGAUGGAAAGUUACUGAUGAUAAAAAAGACAUAAACUUGACAAUUUUGAGGACAACACCAGGGGAUUUGGGGAUAUAUCACUGUGCAAGCAAGGUUUCCACUGAGAAUCCUGAAUGGAGAGCUACAAAUUUGACAUUCAAAGAGAAUGCUGGAAGGGUAUCCGACUAUACUGUGAUACAACAACCUGCAGUACCCAAUCCAGUUCGUUCAGGAGACACUGCUAUCUUUCAGUGUUCAAUUUUGUUUUAUUCUGACAAGAUGGCAUGUUCAAAAGAUCCUAACAUCUUCUGGUUCCAAGCAAAAUCCGAUAAUGCCUAUCCAAACGUGAUCUACACAGACACAAACAGUCGUGAUGAAUGUGAGAAGAGAUUUGACACUGAGAAAAGUUGUUUGUUUCAGUUUUCAAAAGUUGUCAGCUCCUCUGAUGCUGGGAUAUUUUACUGUGCUGUGGCCUCAUGUGGAAAACUGUUAAUCGGAAAUGGAACCAGACUGGAAAUUGCAAGCAGCACAAGCUUUGAAUUUACAGCCCUGGUAACUGCAGUAUCCUGCCUGGUCUUUUCAUUGAUGUUAAGUGUUGUUUUCAUCUGUUGCCAAGCUCCAACAACAGAUCGAAAACCAUCCCAGGGGAUGGAAAGUAUCACUUUACAAGAAACACUACACAGCUUGACACAGAAAAUACCUGCUGAAGGUGGAAAUGAAAACUAUGCUGCAUUACAUUUCUCUACGAGUAAGAAACGAUGUGAAGACCGGAAGAAAAAAAUGGAAAAAGAAGAGUGCUUUUACUCUGAGAUUAAAAUCUGAACAUCAAUAAAUAUUGCACUAAAAAAUGAUAUAUGUGGGGGCGUGCCGUGGUGGCGGAGGGGUUAGUGCGACCCACAUUCA
This is a messenger RNA of Xiphophorus maculatus (southern platyfish), 1145 nucleotides long. RefSeq lists its product as uncharacterized. Gene Ontology annotation, biological process: response to bacterium. NCBI's taxonomy places the organism in Eukaryota, Metazoa, Chordata, Actinopteri, Cyprinodontiformes, Poeciliidae. The transcript has 6 exons. The coding region runs from base 15 to 1064 and encodes 349 amino acids. The record is from RefSeq and is a predicted model, not a curated record.